AUGCCCACAACUUGUGUGUUCCAAUUGGAUCGCCUUAACCCGGCCUACAACAGUGGCGAAUAUAUCAGUGGACGCAUUUUAUUGCGCACCGAUAAAGUGAAGCGUGUGAAUGCCGUCUAUGUAACGCUGGAGGGAGAGGCCAAGGUGCAGUGGUCCAUGAGCGGCAAGAGUGAGACGGCAAAUUAUUCGGGCCAUCAACAAUAUCUGCACACACGGACCAACGUCUUUGAUAACUCACUUUUCCGCGCUGGUGUGCACGUCUAUGUCCUGACGCUGCGCAUUCCACCCGACUGUCCGAGCACGUGUAAAGGACCUUAUGGCUAUAUCGCCUACAACAUCUCCCUGACCAUCGACAAGCCCUGGGGCUUCGAUGAGGUCUUUCGCAAGCCCAUCACAGUGAUCCAAACACUCGAUCUCAACUACAAUGCAGAGUUUGCAUUACCGGUGAAGGAUGAGAACAUUAAAUACCUCUGCCAUUGGCCCUGCAUCUCGGGUCCCAUAUGCACCAGUCUGGCACUACCUGCAUCUGGUUUUACGCCCCUGCAAGAUGUGCCCUUCACUGUGGAGGUUGACAACCAAUCACCGCAUUAUGACAUUAUUGGACUCGAGGCCUCGAUAAAGCAGCAUUUUGUGUUUCUCUCCCGUAAGCCUGUCAAGCGUAAUUUCUACACCAAGACGUUGUGCAAGGAGGCCGUCACGGAACGCACUCUGCGUCUGUCGAAACGGGUGUACGAGUCCAGUAUUUGUGUGCCGAUAGACACGCCACGCUCCACCCUGAAUCCCAACUACAUUGUAUUCGUGCACUAUACGCUUCAAGUGAGACUGAAAACGGGUUACUUCCACUACGACACAGACUUAUCGGUGCCCAUUGUGAUUGGGACAAAGCCGCUCCAACAGUUGCAGGCCCAGUUAUUAGCGAGAGCCGAAGCCGCGGCCAGGCGCACACCUGAGCGUGAACGUCUCAUAGAACGCGUACCGCCUCGUCAGCCGACAGUGGCGGAGGAGCCAGAGUCGGAAACGGCUGUGGAUGAGACACACCAAGUACUCGAGGCCGAUGAGCCACCAUCCUACGACAGCUGCUUGCCACCGUCCUUCAGUUUUGCAACCUUGGCUGGCAGCUUGCAGACCCUGGAGAGUCAAUUGUCAGGACAGCAUCAGCGCAUAAAUUUGCCAAAGUUUCCGGGCUUUAGCACGUGCAUAGGCACUGCGCCGGCGCACGGCGGACUUGAGGAUUCAGCGUUCGACUUGCGCUUAUUCCGCUCCUAUGGCUCAUUGGACACCGAUCAUACGGGUCGCAGCUUGGACACUUUUGGCUCGAUGUGUGGUCCACUUUGUGAGGAAAGCGAGGAUGGCGUUGAAGAGGUAGAUGCC
This is a messenger RNA of Scaptodrosophila lebanonensis, 1371 nucleotides long. RefSeq names its product arrestin domain-containing protein 3. The transcript is spliced from 4 exons. The annotation marks the transcript as partial. Gene Ontology annotation, cellular component: cytoplasm. Lineage: Eukaryota; Metazoa; Arthropoda; Insecta; Diptera; Drosophilidae. The record is from RefSeq and is a predicted model, not a curated record. Gene Ontology annotation, biological process: protein transport.